AUAAAAUAGGAAAUUAUUUUAAUGUUUUUUUAACCACUAGAUUUCUCAAUUUCACUCUCACUUCUUUUUUAUUUAACACAAACACACAUUUUGAUUUUUGCCAUUAAAACAUCAUAUCAUUCUCUUACCAGUGUUAAAGUAUCAUGUUAAAUAAUCAUAUUUCACACUAAUUAUUAUUAUCCCUACUAGUUCAUCAUCAUAUAAACUUAUGUACAUAUACAUAUAAAUAUACAAAUAUAUAUAUAUCUGUUGAUGUCAACAGUCACAUUUUGAGGAUAUCAUACAAGUUGAAUAAAAUUGAAUAAAAUGAAUGUUGACGUUAAGGCCAACAAAUUGGAAAUUAAAACAUAUUUAUUUGUAUUAUUUUUUUUCAUCCAAUUACAGAUAGUCAACACAAAAAAUAUCAUUCAGUAACUUGGAAGAAGUUUGUUGUGACAAUUUUAAUGUACACUAAUUUCUUUUUAAUAUCACUGUAAGCAAUUCAAAUGGAUAAACAUUAUUUUACUCAUCAAUGUACAAUGAUUUCAUCAGUUCAUCCACGUAAAUUUGUCAACUGUUGAAUUGUAUUUAACGAAUAGAAGACAUUCAAUCGAUUUACAGAAAAUCAUUCAUUUUUUUUAUCAGCCAUUCACUUUGAAUGGCACUUACAAGUGUUGUACCUUCUUAUACAGUCGGAAUGUCAGGUGAUAUCAUACCAAACAAUAUCGAUAUGAUGCCCUAUUCCACAUUUCACACUGCUUUAUUACCACAUCCAAAUCCAAUGGGACCUGGAAAUGCAGCUAACAUCUCAACAGGUCUAAUGUUGACAGCACAACAACCAACUGGACAAAAUCCUUAUUGUCCACCAAUAACUCUUACCAAUGGUUAUUAUACAAAUGCUAAUUAUGCACAACAUGCAGAGUCAUUUUGUUAUGUACAGCCAAAUGAUACGAAUUCAUUAUUAAAUGCAUAUCAUACAUAUCCUACAUCAGUUAAUUUACCAAUACAAGCAACACAUAUCACAUGUGAUAAAUUGUAUACAUCUAGUAAUUAUAUCAAUAAUAGUAAUCACAAUCAUAAUAAUAAUAAUAAUAAUGACAAUAAUAAUAUUGCACAAAAUUCAUUACUUCCAACAAUGAAUACAAAUCAUAUUUCAAUAAAUAACAAUUAUCACGAUAAAAAUGGAUUAACCAAUAGAUUAGAAACAAAAUUAAUUGAAAAAUCUCAUUCUCUAUUAGAUGAAUCAUCACAAGGCAUCAAUGAUAAAUCAACCCUCUUAUUAUCAUCAACCGCAUCAACCGCAUCAACAACAGCAACAACCGCACAUGGUGAAAAUGAAACUAUGCCACAGAAUACGUCAUUACUUGUACUGCGACUACUGAUGUCUGGAAAAGAAGUUGGCAGUAUCAUCGGUAAAAGAGGAGAAAAUGUUAGAAAAUACAGAGAAGAAAGCGGAGCCAGAAUCAAUAUAUCUGAUGGGUCUAGUCCGGAAAGAAUUGUUACUAUUACUGGAACAACAGAACAAAUUUACAUUGCAUUUACACUAAUGAGUCGUAAAUUUGAAGAUGAUUUUACACAAGGUUUAUUACGAAUGGGCGAUGAAACAGUCAACUGUCCUCCAGUGACUUUACGUUUAUUGGUUCCAGUAGCUCAAUGCGGUUCAAUAAUUGGUAAAGGCGGAUCCAAGAUCAAAGAUGUUCGUGAGCUAACUGGUGCAUCAAUUCAAGUUGCCAGUGAAGCUUUACCAACAUCCACAGAAAGAACAGUUACAAUAUCAGGUACUGCAGAUGCAAUUUCGAAAUGCAUUCAAUUGUUGUGUGAUAUAUUUUUAGAGUGUCCAAAUAAAGGUCCAGUUAUUCUUUAUCGACCAAAACCUGCAAUUGGUAAUCCAGGAUUAAUAUGUCCUGCCACUACAUUUUCGUCUGGUUUACUUCAUUCAAAUUUGUCUGGGCUUCCACUUCCUGUGUGUGAGAAUUCUCAUGAAUCAGGAUAUAAUAGUACAUCGAUGUUAACAUCACCUUCAUUGUUAUCAAACGAAGUGAACUCUAUCAGUCCAACAUCUUUAAAUAGAACUUAUACAAAUCAAUUUACAGUACCAUCUGGUAUUUUAGCUGGUGGAGUUGGAGUGUCUGGUUCAUGUAGUGUUGGUUGUGGUGUUAAUAAUACAUCGAUUAUAUCAAAUCUUCCUACACCAAAUACAAUACAAUCUCCUUUAACAAUGAUUGGUUCUGGUCGACCAAUUAAUCAAAUGUCAGAUAUUAUUGCAGAUCAAGUUCAUUUGUUUGCUACAUUGAAUCAAUUAGAUUUAGCUAAUUUUCAAUCGUAUUUUUCAUCAAUUUUGGCUCCAUUACAAAAUACUAAUCCUCUUGUAACCGGAAUUCAUUCCAUUGGACAACCUUUAACUAUGCCAGAAAUCGCUCUCACACCCAGUUUACUUGGUUGUUAUCCUACUCCAACAGCUGCUGCUUUACCACUUGUUGGUUCACCAAAUAACUACAUGUUUCCAGCACCUACAGCUCUUCUCAAAAUAUCAAAUAGACUGCCUGAAGAUCAGUUUACAACAUCAACAGCUAACAGUCAUAGUGAUGUAACUAUGAAUCAGUCUGAUAUGUGCAUAAAUAAUAAUAGCAACAAUGCAUCACCAAAUAAUUCAUCCAUUUGUAAUGGUUCAUUACAGAUGGAUUCAAUGAACAAUUAUGCACCACUUUCAAAUUUAAUAGAUCCCAUGAAAUCGAUUCGUGGCUUACAGAAUACAACAUCAUUACUUGGUCUUCCAUCUUUGUCAGCCGGUACAAUUUUAAAUCCACAACAACAAAACACAUUAUUUUCUUUGGCAAAUACAGAAGAAAGUAUUAUUGUCCGAGAAAUGAUUAUUUCUAAUGAUGUGAUCGGUUGUAUUAUUGGACGUGGUGGUACAACAAUCAAUGAAAUUAGAAAUGCAUCUAAAGCACAAAUUAAAAUUUCCAACUGUGAAGAUGGUGCAAAAGAAAGAAAGAUUACAGUUUCAGGAAAGUUGGAUUCAGUGAAUUUAGCUCAAUUCUUAAUAAACAGCAGUAUUGCAAUGCACCAAGAAAUGUGGGCAUUUAAUGUUCGAUUAGCAUCAGCUGCAACUGCUUUAAUGACUAAAAAUAAUUCAGUCAUCAAUUUAUCUAGCAAACAUUGUGAAAAUGACGAUGAAUUAUAUCAAUCUCCAUCUAAUGAUGUUUAUAAUUAUUUUGAUACCAGUUUAUGGAAGUUGAAUAAUCCAAUGAUCAGUACAAACACUUCACAUAUGAACACAUCUUCAAUAGUCCUACUGAAAGAAAAUCUAUCGCCUGAUUUACAUGAACAAACAUUUACUCCAAUCCAGCCGAUAUUUGAAGAUGUCAAUCAACUGAGUUUGAAAUUCAAAUCUAGUCAUCGUUUGAUUAGGCGAUCAAAAAUAAUACCUUACUGAAUUUAAAGAAAACUUAAAUUUUUUUAAAAACAAUUUACAAUGUUCAGUUUUGAUAAUUUGUUAAAUUUGCAUGUUAUGUAAUGAGAAUUGUAUUGCAUCCUGAUUAGAGAUGAUUAGAAUGGACAAUCAAUUGAUAUGAAUAGAUUUUACUGUUUGUAAAUAAAAAUCAUCAUCUGUUUUUUUUUAUACUAAAUUUUUGAAUGUACCUAAUAAUUGUUUUUGUUUAUGCUCAAUUAAAAAACGAUACCAUUAGCAUGAAUGCUGAUUGCAUAUAAUUGUUACUUUAACCUAGAAAAUUGUUAAGAGUUCGUUGAGCUCCUUUACCUGAUAAUAUUAAUGGCAAAAAAGUAUUAUUUCACAGUAAAAGAUAUCCAUUCACUGUUAGUUUGGCAUAUUGAUCUUUCCUUCAUUUGGUGAAAUAAACCAUUGCAAUGGUAAUAAGUGAAACAUAUCACUAUUUUUCAAAAGAGAAAUAGCUAAAUACUGAGUAUUUUUUUGCAAAUAUUGAUCCAGUAAAGAUUAAUUUUUUUUUUCUCAGUGAUAUCAAUUAUUGUCCAUAGUAAUAAUAGUAAUAACAGUUUAUUUGAAAUUAAUCUUAUUGUUUUAUUUUGUAUCACAAAACGAUCGGCAUGAUUGCAACAAUCUGUGUACCUGCAUCUCUAUAUAUAUUUAUAUAUAUAAAGAAUAUCCGCUGAAUUAUUGGCCGGUAUGAUAGCCUUUGUCAACUACUAACAUAUGACAAAAUCUCCGACUAUCAUCUUUUAUUCACAGCAAUUUAUAAAUAUACUCGUAGACAUGCAUAAAUGAAGAUAUUAUUUUCAACAGCACUGACGACUUUGUUUUUUAACAUAACAUAUAUUACUUUAUUCAAGACAACGUAACUAAUUCCAUUCAAAUUAUCAGUUGUAAAACAAAAUUAACAUAAACGCAGCUCUGCACAAUAGUUUCAAAAUAGCGCCAUUAGACAAACAAACAUACAAACUGGUUGUACGAUGUCAUGUCUGUGAAUUUCUUUUCUUCAUGAAUCUGGAUAUUAUUAUAUGAUAAAAACGUUAUAUCAAAUUCAUUGACAUUCAGAUUUAUACAUAAACACUCAACAACAAAAAAAAUAGUAUCUAGACACUUACACAUACUUCUUGUACUUUUUAUUUAAGUGAUUGAAUAGAAUUGAAUAUUAUUCAAUACAAAAAACCGAUAGAGGUGAGGAAAUUUAAAACUAAAGCACAAAGGCGAAUAAUGCAUAAAACCUUUGACUAUUUUUAUGAACUAAAGAAUUCUGUUUUUUGCUUUUUAUUAAUUAUGAUUUAUUGAAAAAGAAACUUUAAAAUUAUUAGUCUUUUAGUUUUAGUGAUCAUACAGGCUGUCAUUAAAAUGUAUAGACAUUGUGAAUGCGAUUCUUUGAUAUACUGAUUGUAAUCAUCAGAAAAAAAACCUGCUUAUCUAUACACAAUCUGUUGAUUGUCACAGUGAUUAAGUGCCUUCUCUUUGUAAUCUCUAUGCAUAAAUAAAAACCAGCAGACAAACAAUUAUCUCCAUAUGGAUCAAACAAAUCAACAUUCAAUAGACUGAUCAUUUUUCUGCAUAACCACUGAUUGGUAAACAUAGCCAAACCAAAAAUGAUCAGUGUUACCAAUAUAAAAUCAGUGAAUAUCAAUGCGUUUGUGAAAAUUAAAUGAAAUGUUGAACUUUUAACUUCAACAAUAACAAGUAUUAUUUUGAUGUUAAAUUUUUAAUUCAAAAUACAUUUAACAAUAAUCAUUAUUAUUUUUCAGAAAAUUAAUAAAUCUAAUUGUUCACAAAUCAAAACAACAUAGAUCAUUUGUUGAUUUCUAGAUUUUUUAUUUCAAAUAAAUAAAUAGAAUGUAAUGUGUUUAUGUUGAAUAUUUUCUUAAU
Molecule: messenger RNA, 5308 nt
Organism: Schistosoma turkestanicum
Lineage: Eukaryota; Metazoa; Platyhelminthes; Trematoda; Strigeidida; Schistosomatidae
Source: the annotation of a GenBank genome assembly